UCUCCCUAUAUUUCAUCACUCUCCUUCACUCACCUCUCCCUUCCUUCAUUUCUCUCCCCCGAGAAAAAAGAAAAAAGAAAAAGAAAAAGAAAAAGGGAAAAAAUUUCCUUCGCCAUUUUCCCAAUAAACCCUAUCUCCAUCAAAAUCAUUACCAAAUAUCACUUCUCUCUCUAAUACUCUCCCAACCUCUCUCAUUCUCCCUCGAUUUCUCUCUCCUAGGGUUUCAAAAUUUCGCAUCAGCUGAGGGUUUAGGGUUUUUGCUUCCGCGAUGUGGAACGGGAACAAUCCCAUGGCGCCACCGCCGGCGCCGGGGACUUCGAUUCCUCCGCCGCCGGCUAUGCAACCGUCUUACACUGUGCUGCAGCCGCCACCACAGCAGCCGCAGCAGGAGGAAUCUCCGGCGGAAGCUGAGGCAAGGUUAGAGGAGAAAGCAAGGAAGUGGAUGCAGCUUAAUUCGAAGCGGUAUGGUGAUAAGAGGAAGUUUGGGUUUGUUGAGACGCAGAAGGAGGAUAUGCCUCCUGAGCAUGUUCGGAAGAUUAUUCGUGAUCACGGUGACAUGUCUUCUAAGAAAUUCCGCCAUGAUAAACGUGUGUAUCUCGGGGCUUUGAAGUUUGUUCCUCAUGCUGUCUACAAGCUUCUUGAAAAUAUGCCAAUGCCUUGGGAGCAGGUUCGGGAUGUCAAAGUUCUCUAUCACAUCACUGGAGCAAUCACAUUUGUUAAUGAAAUACCGUGGGUUGUUGAACCUAUCUAUUUGGCUCAAUGGGGUACAAUGUGGAUUAUGAUGAGAAGAGAAAAGAGAGAUCGUCGGCAUUUUAAAAGAAUGAGAUUUCCCCCUUUUGACGAUGAGGAGCCUCCAUUGGAUUAUGCUGACAAUGUUUUGGAUGUGGAUCCACUCGAACCAAUUCAACUAGAAUUGGAUGAAGAAGAAGAUUCUGCUGUGUGCACAUGGUUCUAUGAUCACAAACCUCUCGUGAAAACAAAACUUAUCAAUGGGCCAAGUUAUAGAAGAUGGCAUCUUUCCCUGCCAAUUAUGGCAACUCUCUAUAGGUUUGCUGGGCAAUUGCUCUCUGAUAUGGUCGACAGGAACUACUUCUAUUUGUUUGACAUGGAAUCAUUUUUCACAGCAAAAGCACUGAACAUGUGCAUACCUGGAGGCCCAAAGUUUGAGCCUUUGUACCGUGACAUGGAGAAAGGUGACGAGGACUGGAAUGAGUUCAAUGACAUCAACAAGCUUAUUAUCCGUUCACCAUUAAGAACUGAGUACAGAAUUGCAUUUCCACAUCUGUACAAUAACAGACCAAGGAAAGUGAGGCUGUGUGUAUACCACACUCCGAUGGUGAUGUAUAUAAAAAGCGAAGAUCCUGAUCUUCCAGCGUUUUAUUACGAUCCAUUGAUUCAUCCCAUUACCUCGUCUCAUAAAGACCGGCGUGAUAAAAAAGCAUAUGAAGAGGAUGAUGAUGAUUUUGAGCUGCCUGAAGUCGUUGAGCCAUUGCUCGGUGACACUCAGUUGUACACUGACACGACGGCAGCUGGAAUCUCUCUGCUGUGUGCUCCACGACCGUUCAACAUGAGGUCUGGUCGCACUCGACGUGCAGAAGAUAUACCACUGGUUUCAGAGUGGUACAAGGAGCAUUGCCCACCAUCAUAUCCUGUUAAGGUUCGUGUCAGCUAUCAGAAGUUGUUGAAAUGUUUUGUGCUGAACGAGCUGCAUCACAGGCCACCAAAAGCUCAGAAAAAGAAGCAUCUUUUCAGAUCCCUUGCGGCUACAAAGUUUUUCCAGAGUACUGAACUAGAUUGGGUUGAAGUAGGCCUCCAGGUUUGCAGGCAAGGGUACAACAUGCUUAACCUGCUUAUCCAUCGGAAAAAUCUGAACUAUUUGCAUCUUGAUUAUAAUUUCAACUUGAAGCCUGUAAAGACACUUACUACCAAGGAACGUAAGAAGUCGAGAUUUGGUAACGCAUUUCACUUGUGUCGAGAAAUUCUCCGUUUGACAAAACUUGUGGUUGAUGCCAAUGUCCAGUUCCGUUUGGGUAAUGUGGAUGCCUUCCAACUUGCUGAUGGCUUGCAGUAUAUCUUUUCACAUGUUGGACAGUUAACGGGAAUGUAUCGUUAUAAAUAUAGGCUCAUGAGACAGAUCAGAAUGUGCAAGGAUCUGAAGCACUUAAUUUAUUACCGCUUCAAUACUGGGCCGGUUGGUAAGGGACCUGGAUGUGGCUUCUGGGCACCAAUGUGGAGAGUCUGGCUUUUCUUCCUUCGUGGUAUAGUGCCAUUGCUGGAGAGGUGGUUGGGUAACCUACUUGCUAGACAGUUCGAAGGUCGGCAUUCUAAAGGAGUGGCAAAGACUGUAACCAAGCAGCGUGUUGAAAGUCACUUUGACUUGGAGCUUCGAGCUGCUGUAAUGCAUGAUGUCCUUGAUGCUAUGCCAGAGGGUAUUAAGCAAAAUAAGGCGAGAACCAUUUUGCAGCAUCUCAGUGAAGCAUGGCGCUGUUGGAAAGCAAAUAUCCCCUGGAAGGUUCCAGGUUUGCCUGUGCCUAUUGAAAAUAUGAUCCUUCGUUAUGUGAAGGCGAAAGCUGAUUGGUGGACAAAUGUUGCUCAUUAUAACCGUGAACGUAUCAGAAGAGGAGCCACCGUUGACAAGACAGUCUGUCGUAAGAAUCUUGGGAGGUUGACUCGUUUGUGGUUAAAAGCAGAGCAAGAACGCCAGCACAAUUAUCUGAAGGAUGGGCCGUAUGUUACACCUGAAGAAGCUGUGGCUAUUUACACUACCACUGUGCAUUGGCUCGAGUCAAGGAAGUUCUCCCCCAUACCAUUCCCGCCCUUGUCAUAUAAGCAUGACACCAAGCUUCUCAUACUUGCCCUUGAGAGGUUGAAGGAAUCAUAUAGUGUUGCUGUUAGAUUAAAUCAACAGCAGAGAGAAGAGUUGGGUUUGAUUGAGCAGGCUUAUGAUAACCCACAUGAGGCACUGUCCAGAAUCAAACGUCACCUGCUCACUCAGCGUGCUUUCAAAGAAGUUGGCAUUGAGUUUAUGGAUCUAUAUAGUUAUCUCAUACCUGUUUAUGAGAUUGAGCCACUUGAAAAGAUUACAGAUGCUUAUCUUGAUCAAUAUCUGUGGUAUGAAGGGGACAAGAGGCACCUGUUCCCAAAUUGGGUGAAGCCUGCAGAUACUGAGCCACCUCCUCUCUUGGUGUACAAAUGGUGCCAAGGGAUUAAUAACCUGCAAGGUAUAUGGGAUACAAGUGACGGACAGUGUGUGGUGAUGUUGCAGACCAAGUUUGAGAAGUUCUUUGAGAAGAUUGAUUUGACUAUGCUCAAUAGACUUUUGCGGUUGAUUCUGGAUCACAAUAUUGCUGAUUAUGUUACUGCCAAGAAUAACGUGGUUUUGUCUUACAAGGAUAUGAGUCAUACCAACUCUUAUGGGCUGAUACGGGGUCUUCAGUUUGCCUCAUUUGUUGUACAGUAUUACGGCCUUGUACUUGAUCUUCUUAUUCUGGGUUUGACCCGAGGAAGUGAAAUUGCUGGUCAACCGCAAAUGCCUAAUGAGUUCAUGACUUUUUGGGAUACAAAGGUUGAAACUAAGCAUCCUAUUCGGCUGUAUUCUCGUUAUAUUGAUAGGGUGCAUAUAUUAUUCCGCUUCACUCAUGAAGAGGCCCGAGAUCUUAUCCAACGGUACCUUACUGAGCAUCCUGACCCCAAUAACGAGAAUAUGGUUGGGUACAACAACAAAAAGUGUUGGCCCAGAGAUGCUCGCAUGAGGCUCAUGAAGCAUGAUGUUAACUUGGGUAGAAGUGUUUUCUGGGACAUGAAGAAUCGACUUCCACGGAGUAUCACUACCUUAGAGUGGGAGAACAGUUUUGUCUCUGUCUACAGCAAGGAUAACCCCAAUUUGCUAUUCAGCAUGUGUGGAUUUGAGGUGCGUAUAAUGCCUAAGAUAAGGAUGACACAAGAAGCGUUUAGCAACACCAAAGAUGGGGUGUGGAACUUGCAGAAUGAGCAGACCAAAGAGCGAACAGCUGUUGCUUUCUUAAGGGUUGAUGAUGAACACAUGAAAGUUUUCGAGAAUCGGGUGAGGCAGAUUCUUAUGUCUUCUGGCUCAACAACCUUCACGAAGAUUGUCAACAAAUGGAACACUGCCCUCAUUGGCCUCAUGACUUACUUCCGAGAGGCGACAGUACAUACUCAAGAGCUCUUAGACUUGCUGGUGAAGUGUGAGAACAAAAUACAAACUCGUAUCAAGAUUGGAUUGAACUCCAAAAUGCCUAGCAGGUUUCCUCCUGUCAUCUUCUACACACCAAAGGAAAUUGGAGGGCUUGGAAUGCUGUCAAUGGGUCACAUAUUGAUUCCACAGAGUGACCUCCGGUACAGCAGACAAACUGAUGUUGGGGUGACCCACUUCAGGAGUGGUAUGAGCCAUGAAGAGGAUCAGCUGAUUCCAAAUCUUUACCGUUAUAUACAGCCGUGGGAGAGUGAGUUCAUUGAUUCACAGCGUGUUUGGGCUGAGUAUGCAUUAAAGAGGCAGGAAGCGCAGUCACAGAAUCGGCGUCUUACCCUGGAAGAUCUGGAAGAUUCUUGGGAUCGUGGUAUUCCUCGAAUAAAUACUUUGUUUCAGAAGGAUCGUCAUACUUUGGCAUAUGAUAAAGGAUGGAGAGUUCGAACUGAUUUCAAGCAAUAUCAGGUUUUGAAGCAAAAUCCUUUCUGGUGGACACAUCAGAGGCAUGAUGGAAAACUCUGGAACUUGAACAAUUACAGAACUGAUGUCAUUCAGGCGCUAGGAGGAGUGGAAGGAAUUCUGGAGCAUACUUUGUUCAAGGGCACAUACUUCCCAACGUGGGAGGGUCUCUUCUGGGAGAAGGCAUCCGGUUUUGAGGAGUCUAUGAAAUAUAAGAAGCUGACAAAUGCUCAACGAUCUGGUUUGAAUCAGAUUCCUAAUCGUAGGUUUACGCUCUGGUGGUCUCCAACGAUAAAUCGAGCCAAUGUCUAUGUGGGUUUCCAAGUGCAGCUUGAUCUGACUGGUAUUUUCAUGCAUGGGAAGAUUCCAACUUUGAAGAUAUCUUUAAUCCAGAUAUUCCGUGCACAUUUAUGGCAGAAGAUCCAUGAGAGUGUUGUCAUGGAUCUUUGUCAAGUCCUGGAUCAGGAGUUGGAUGCUUUAGAAAUCGAGACGGUUCAAAAGGAGACGAUCCAUCCCAGGAAAAGUUACAAAAUGAACAGUUCUUGUGCCGACAUACUUCUGUUCGCUGCUCACAGGUGGCCGAUGUCAAAACCCAGUUUGGUGGCCGAGACAAAAGACGUGUUUGAUCAGAAGGCAAGUAAUAAAUAUUGGGUAGAUGUGCAACUUCGUUGGGGAGAUUAUGAUUCACAUGAUAUUGAGCGAUACACCAGAGCAAAGUUCUUGGACUACACGACUGAUAACAUGUCCAUAUAUCCAUCACCCAUGGGAGUCAUGAUAGCUCUUGAUUUGGCUUACAACUUGCAUUCGGCUUUUGGCAACUGGUUCCCUGGGUCCAAACCAUUGCUUGCACAAGCUAUGAACAAGAUCAUGAAGUCAAACCCCGCGCUUUAUGUUCUGAGAGAACGUAUAAGGAAAGGUCUGCAGUUGUAUUCUUCAGAACCUACUGAGCCCUAUUUGUCAUCCCAGAACUAUGGGGAGAUCUUCAGCAAUCAGAUUAUUUGGUUCGUUGAUGAUACAAAUGUCUACCGUGUGACAAUUCACAAGACAUUUGAAGGAAAUCUUACCACAAAACCCAUCAAUGGUGCUAUAUUCAUAUUUAAUCCUCGGACUGGGCAGUUGUUUUUGAAGGUUAUUCACACAAGUGUUUGGGCUGGACAGAAGCGUCUGGGUCAGCUGGCAAAGUGGAAAACAGCUGAAGAAGUAGCGGCCCUUGUUCGAUCUCUACCUGUUGAAGAACAACCGAAGCAAAUCAUUGUGACCCGUAAAGGAAUGUUGGAUCCUUUAGAAGUCCAUCUGCUUGAUUUCCCGAACAUAGUUAUCAAAGGAAGUGAGCUGCAACUUCCUUUCCAGGCUUGCUUAAAGAUUGAGAAAUUUGGUGACCUGAUCUUGAAGGCUACAGAGCCACAAAUGGUUUUGUUCAAUAUUUAUGAUGAUUGGUUGAAGAGUAUUUCUUCAUAUACAGCAUUCUCUCGGCUAAUCCUCAUACUCCGGGCACUUCAUGUCAACAACGAGAAGGCAAAGAUGUUGCUGAAGCCUGACAGGACUGUUGUAACUGAACCACAUCAUAUAUGGCCGUCCCUAAAUGACGAUCAAUGGAUGAAGGUUGAGGUCGCUUUAAGAGAUCUCAUACUUUCUGAUUAUGCCAAGAAGAACAACGUGAACACCUCGGCCUUGACCCAGUCGGAAAUUCGUGAUAUCAUUCUGGGGGCAGAGAUUACUCCCCCGUCUCAGCAAAGACAGCAAAUCGCUGAGAUUGAGAAGCAGGCAAAAUCAUCCAGUCAAUUGACAGCAGUUACAACAAAGACUUCCAAUGUGCAUGGUGAGGAAUUAAUUGUCACCACCACAAGUCCUUAUGAGCAGGCAGCUUUUAGCUCCAAGACUGAUUGGCGUGUCAGAGCAAUAUCUGCAACAAAUCUCUAUUUACGUGUGAAUCAUAUUUAUGUUAACUCGGAGGACAUAAAGGAAACAGGAUAUACUUAUAUCAUGCCAAAGAACAUUCUGAAGAAGUUCAUUUGCAUAGCAGAUUUGAGAACUCAGAUUGCAGGGUACUUGUAUGGCGUUAGCCCCCCAGACAAUCCUCAGGUGAAAGAGAUUCGAUGUAUUGCAAUGCCACCACAAUUUGGAACUCAUCAGCAGAUCAAUCUUCCUACCCAGUUGCCUGAACAUGAUUUUUUGAAUGAUUUGGAACCCUUGGGGUGGAUGCAUACGCAGCCGAAUGAACUUCCGCAGUUAUCACCUCAGGAUGUAACUAGUCAUGCUCGUAUUUUGGAGAGCAACAAGCAGUGGGAUGGGGAGAAGUGCAUCAUUCUUACUUGUAGUUUUACUCCUGGUUCAUGUUCACUGACCGCUUACAAGCUCACCCCAUCAGGAUAUGAGUGGGGACGUGCGAAUAAAGAUAAUGGCAGCAAUCCCCAUGGCUAUCUACCUACUCAUUACGAGAAGGUUCAGAUGCUGCUAAGUGAUCGGUUCCUCGGCUUCUAUAUGACUCCAGAUAGUGGACCCUGGAACUACAACUUUAUGGGGGUUAAGCACACCAGUAGCAUGAGAUACGGUGUCAAGCUUGGAACUCCCAAGGAGUAUUAUCACGAAGAGCAUCGCCCUACUCACUAUUUAGAGUUCAGCAACAUGGAGGAUGCUGAUUUUGCAGAAGGAGAUAGAGAAGACACCUUUACUUGAUUCGUAGCAUUUUAUUUACCAGAAAUUAGUUUGCCUUCUGUUUUGACACCUUUACAAGGAAGGAAUAGUCUUCAUCUUGUACCGUUCUGUUGAAUACAUGUAUAAUACAGCAAGCAAGCGUAGCAUCCUUUGACUGGUUGCUACUGUAGUAGUUGUGUACAUAAAUGAACACGGAAAAUUUUGAAAUUCCCCCAAAAAUGGUUUCUCUA
Spinacia oleracea (spinach) is the source of this 7551-nucleotide messenger RNA. Its product is annotated as pre-mRNA-processing-splicing factor 8A. Lineage: Eukaryota; Viridiplantae; Streptophyta; Magnoliopsida; Caryophyllales; Amaranthaceae. Gene Ontology annotation, molecular function: protein binding; U5 snRNA binding; metallopeptidase activity. The coding region runs from base 269 to 7342 and encodes 2357 amino acids. Gene Ontology annotation, cellular component: catalytic step 2 spliceosome; U5 snRNP. Gene Ontology annotation, biological process: mRNA splicing, via spliceosome; spliceosomal tri-snRNP complex assembly. The record is from RefSeq and is a predicted model, not a curated record. The transcript is spliced from 12 exons.